GGAAUGCAAUACUUUUUAAGAAUCUCAACACAAUAGGGAAGUUGUCCCGUUUCCAAUGACCGUGAAUGUACCGUCUCAAUCCAUAUUCUCCAUCUUCCUCCAACUCGGCGAGGGACCAACCUGCGUCUUGCACCCACCGUAACAUUUCCUUGCCGACAUACUCAUAAUCAGACUUAAAGGAUCACAAUCAUGACGGACUCCAAAUAUUUCACAACAAAUAAAAAAGGGGAGAUCUUUGAACUGAAGGCCGAGCUCAACAAUGAGAAGAAGGAGAAGAGAAAAGAGGCUGUGAAGAAGGUCAUUGCUGCCAUGACUGUUGGCAAGGAUGUCAGUUCAUUAUUUCCAGAUGUGGUGAACUGCAUGCAGACCGACAACCUGGAGCUGAAGAAGUUGGUUUACCUCUACUUAAUGAACUAUGCCAAGAGCCAGCCUGACAUGGCCAUCAUGGCUGUCAACAGCUUUGUCAAGGAUUGCGAGGACCCCAACCCUCUGAUCAGGGCUCUGGCCGUCCGCACCAUGGGCUGCAUCCGGGUGGACAAGAUCACCGAGUAUCUGUGUGAGCCCCUGAGGAAGUGCCUGAAGGAUGAGGACCCGUAUGUGAGGAAGACGGCUGCCGUUUGUGUGGCCAAACUUCAUGACAUUAAUGCCCAGAUGGUGGAGGACCAGGGCUUCCUGGACUCAUUGAGAGACCUCAUUGCAGAUUCAAAUCCCAUGGUUGUGGCCAAUGCGGUUGCUGCCCUGUCUGAGAUCAGCGAGUCUCACCCCAACAGCAACCUGCUGGACCUCAACCCGCAGAACAUCAACAAGCUGCUGACGGCCCUCAACGAGUGCACAGAGUGGGGACAAAUCUUCAUCCUGGACUGCUUGUCCAACUACAACCCCAAGGAUGAGCGCGAGGCCCAGAGCAUCUGCGAGCGUGUCACUCCCCGGCUGUCUCAUGCCAACUCGGCCGUGGUGCUGUCAGCUGUCAAGGUGCUGAUGAAGUUCUUGGAGCUGCUGCCCAAGGAUUCGGACUACUACAACACCUUGCUGAAGAAGUUAUCCCCACCACUGGUCACCUUACUCUCUGGAGAGCCUGAGGUUCAGUAUGUGGCUCUGAGGAACAUCAACCUCAUUGUCCAGAAAAGGCCUGAGAUCCUGAAGCAGGAGAUCAAAGUGUUCUUUGUCAAGUACAACGACCCAAUUUAUGUGAAACUGGAGAAACUGGACAUCAUGAUCCGCUUGGCCUCUCAGGCCAACAUUGCUCAGGUGCUGGCUGAGUUGAAGGAAUACGCCACAGAGGUGGAUGUUGACUUUGUGCGCAAGGCUGUACGAGCUAUUGGCCGCUGUGCCAUCAAAGUGGAGCAAUCAGCUGAACGUUGUGUCAGCACCCUGCUGGACCUGAUCCAGACCAAGGUCAACUACGUGGUCCAGGAGGCUAUUGUGGUCAUCAGGGACAUCUUCCGCAAGUACCCCAACAAGUAUGAAAGCAUCAUUGCCACGCUGUGUGAGAACCUGGAUUCUCUGGACGAGCCUGAUGCUCGUGCUGCCAUGAUCUGGAUUGUUGGCGAGUACGCUGAGAGGAUCGACAAUGCCGAUGAGUUGCUGGAGAGCUUCCUCGAGGGCUUCCAUGAUGAGAGUACCCAGGUCCAGCUCACGCUGCUGACUGCCAUUGUCAAGCUGUUCCUUAAGAAGCCAUCGGAGACUCAGGAGCUGGUACAGCAGGUCCUCAGCCUCGCCACGCAGGACUCCGACAACCCUGACCUGCGUGAUAGGGGCUACAUCUAUUGGCGCCUGUUGUCCACUGACCCUGUGACUGCCAAGGAGGUGGUGUUGUCAGAAAAGCCCCUGAUCUCAGAGGAGACAGACCUGAUUGAACCCACCCUGCUGGACGAGCUCAUCUGCCACAUUGGCUCCCUGGCGUCUGUCUAUCACAAACCCCCCAGCGCCUUUGUUGAGGGCAGCCAUGGAAUCCAUCGGAAACACCUUCCUGUGCAGCACAGCAGCAUUGAUACGGGUGAGAGCCCAGUGAGCAGUGGGCCAGCAGCUGCCAUGGACCAACCACAUGUGAUCCCCAGCCAGGGUGACCUGCUGGGUGACCUGUUGAACCUGGACCUGGGCCCUCCAGUCAAUGUGCCCCAGGUCUCUUCCAUGCAGAUGGGAGCGGUUGACCUCCUGGGAGGAGGCCUGGACAGUCUGCUGGGGGGAGACCUGGGCGGAGGUGUUGGGGGAAGUCCAGCAGUGGGACAGAACUUCAUCCCCUCAUCUGUGCCCAGUACUUUUGCUCCGUCACCCACACCAGCACCUCCAGCUGUCAGCAGCGGCCUCAAUGACUUGUUUGAGCUUUCCACGGGCAUGGCCAUCACCACUGGAGGCUACAUAGCUCCAAAAGCAGUUUGGCUGCCUGCAGUGAAAGCAAAGGGACUGGAGAUCUCUGGCACCUUCUCUCGCCGUCAGGGCCACAUGUACAUGGACAUGACCUUCACCAACAAGGCCCUGCAACACAUGAACGACUUCGCUGUCCAGUUCAACAAGAACAGUUUUGGGGUGAUACCUACCAGUCCUCUGCCCAUUCACACUCCGCUGAUGCCCAGCCAGAGCAUUGAGGUCUCUUUGCCUAUCAACACCAUUGGACCCGUCAUGAAGAUGGACCCGCUCAACAAUCUGCAGGUGGCUGUGAAGAACAACAUCGACGUCUUCUACUUCAGCGUACUCAUCCCUCUCAACAUAUUCUUUGUUGAGGAUGGAAAAAUGGAGCGACAGGUGUUCCUGGCUACCUGGAAGGACAUCCCCAAUGAGAACGAGCUGCAGUACCAGAUUAAGGACUGCCACCUAAAUGCAGAUACCGUGUCAGGGAAGCUGCAGAAUAACAACAUUUACACCAUUGCCAAGAGAAACGUAGAAGGCCAGGACAUGCUGUACCAGUCCCUCAAGCUAACCAACGGCAUCUGGAUCUUGGCUGAGCUCCGCAUUCAGCCUGGCAACCCCAACUACACGCUUUCUCUCAAGUGUCGGGCCCCUGAGGUUUCUCAGUACGUCUACCAGAUGUACGACUCCGUGCUGAAGAACUGACCCCCGUAACAAUUAGAAACUCUGCUUCAUCCUGACAACAAACAGCAGUGUUUUGUCAUUUUUUUUGCUAUCUACAACAAACUACCAAAACAAGGGAAUCCAAAAGGUAAAUAAUUAAUAAAAAAAUAAACUAAUUUGGAAUAUUGGGUGCAUUUUUCCCAACAAGGCAACUGUCAGUCAAUGCAGAAGUAUUGUGGGUGAGCACCAUACUGCAGCUCUGUAUAUUGGACUGAAGUGAAAAGGUACAAACACUGACGUUUCCUUUGUUUUGGUGGUUAUUGAAUCCUCUUAACCAACUCCAUGUUUUGAUUCAUGCCUCCCAGUGAAAACAUGUCUGCCAUUCCAUCCUUAACUCGGUGUCUUAAUGUUGUGAAGAUAUGACUGAUGGUGGAACUGUCCUGAGUGGAAAGCAAAUUAAUUUUGUACUGUUUGUGGCUCACGCUUUUUUUGGUUUUGAUUUAUUUUUGAUACUUUCUUUGCUUCAGUUGUACCUGCAGAAUAGUGCCAGUGUCGAUCUGUUCUUUUUGCCGUUAAUGUGCGUCAAGAGACGAAAACCAUUAACUUUACAUAUGAAGAUGGAUGACACGUCUCCACUUCUUCCCACUGAACAUGAAUGAAGCCAGGAGGGAUCUGUGACCUGCACUGGAGCCACCAGGGGGCAGUCAUGAUGCUUUACCUUGGCUCCUGUCGGUGGUGUACAGUCAGGUCUAAACCGUGCUGUGUUUGUCAGAAGCUGCUGAUGUCUGUCCUACAGCAGGUGUGUCACCUUACAGUCACAAGUAUGGCUGACGGAGCUUCUCAUAUUUAAUUGGAUUACUCGCAGUUUGUUUAGCAUUUGGAGAAAAACAUUGCUGUUUCCCUCCAUAAGUAUGAAACAUUGUACAGAAAUUAAAGAAAAACUUUAAGUCAAAUUCCAAAAGAAAUUGGAAAAGAAAUGCAGGCUAGAGAUUACAAAGUAAAUCCUGUCAUUUCAUUGUUGUUUCCCAUCUGUGGUUUUUGUCCUGGUUGGCUCCACCUUUUUCACCUCAGCCACAUGUAAACAUCUUAGGAAGAUUUGGCUUUUUAAAACCAUUUUCUUUUAAGUCUUUUAAUGGUCAAAUUCAAAAACACAUGAAAACAGGUGACGGAACAAUUUUUAGGACCACACGGAGCAAUACAUCCAGUGUUGUGACUAAACAGAGAGACACAAGCCGUCGGUAGAACAGACAGUAAAGAAGCUUUUGAUUGACAAGUAAAGUACAGUACAUUUGUUUAAAUUUUUGAGUAAAACUUCCUGGUUGCCAUUAUUUUCCACUUAAGUCUUUGUCCAUUAGUUUGAACCACUACGCAAACCACAGCAGCUACUGAUGAUGUGUUGACACACCAGUGCCACGUAAGAACAAUAACUGCUCAUUCAUUUCAUGGCGUACUUUUUGUAAGAGCCCUGUUUACUGCAACCACAUAGUUGUACACGGCUUUGUAUACCUAUAUUUCAUUACUGUUUAUUGUGCAUCUACCUCUGUGUGUUUCCUUUAUAACUGGCUUGAUUGUUGCAGGAGAGUCUAUAGCUACUUCAUUAUGCUUUACAUGUUUUCACCUUUUAUUUUAAUGACAUUGUUGUCGAGCCAGCGUGAACCUGUGGUGAGUCAUCCAAACCAAUGUCGCAGGACCAAGCAACCACACAAAUUAAAUGCCAAGUCUGUCUUUUAGUCCCCAAAGUGUCAAAAUUACCUGCUAACGUUUUUUUGUGCUGUAGAACAUUAGAGUGCAUACGUCCAAAGGCCUAGAGUUGCUCUAGUACGGUUUAGUCCAGUGGUGGUGUAGUUUGUGUAGCUAAUAAAUCAAAAUGUUUUUGUAACACCCUGAAAAUUAAAUGAAGCUCAGUAAAGGCUUCUUCAGUGUAACAGUUGUGUUGGUAACACUACUUUCCUACAUGGUAAUGUAAAAAUAUGUAUUAUGUGCCUGCAUGAGCCCAAUGUCUAUUUGAUCUUUUUUUUUUCAUUUAGGCUGUGAGUUUUUCUCCAUUUAAAAACGAAUCUCCCAACUUCAUGUCUCUGUUGCAGAUCUCAUGUUUUUAAGCAGAACUGUCUGAAGCACUCCUACUAAUAGAAGAAUAUACAGGAUUAUCGCCAGCACUACAGAAUGUAUGGCGAGAGCUACCAUAGCAUCUUAUGAAAUGGAAAAUUUCUAGCGUCGUUGCUGUAACCCCUGUUGUAUACAUGAUCUGUUUUGUCACAAUAGCACAUCUUGUCAAUAAAUUGUCAAACAAAUGAUGAAA
This is a messenger RNA of Scatophagus argus, 5308 nucleotides long. It is a transcript of the gene ap2b1, whose product is annotated as adaptor related protein complex 2 subunit beta 1. Gene Ontology annotation, biological process: intracellular protein transport; vesicle-mediated transport. The coding region runs from base 190 to 3051 and encodes 953 amino acids. Lineage: Eukaryota; Metazoa; Chordata; Actinopteri; Scatophagidae. The transcript has 22 exons. Gene Ontology annotation, cellular component: clathrin adaptor complex; membrane coat. The record is from RefSeq and is a predicted model, not a curated record. Gene Ontology annotation, molecular function: clathrin binding.